Myotis lucifugus (little brown bat) is the source of this 3260-nucleotide messenger RNA. It is a transcript of the gene KLHL41, whose product is annotated as kelch like family member 41. Gene Ontology annotation, biological process: cilium assembly; intracellular transport. The coding region runs from base 351 to 2630 and encodes 759 amino acids. The record is from RefSeq and is a predicted model, not a curated record. Gene Ontology annotation, molecular function: protein binding; phosphatidylinositol-3-phosphate binding. Gene Ontology annotation, cellular component: ciliary basal body; BBSome. NCBI's taxonomy places the organism in Eukaryota, Metazoa, Chordata, Mammalia, Chiroptera, Vespertilionidae. The transcript has 15 exons.
ACAAAUGAAAACAAGACCUGGAGAAGUCCUUAUUGAUUGUUUAGAUUCAAUUGAAGACACCAAAGGAAAUAAUGGGGAUAGAGCUAUCGGCUACAACUGCAUACUGAAUAUUACAACAAGGACUGCUAACUCUAAAUUACGAGGCCAAACUGAAGCUCUUUAUAUACUAACAAAAUGUAACAGUACUCGUUUUGAGUUUAUAUUUACAAAUUUGAUUCCUGGAAGUCCUAGACUUUUUACUUCUGUGAUUGCAGUACACAGAGCAUAUGAAACUUCUAAAAUGUAUCGUGAUUUUAAAUUGAGAAGUGCACUAAUUCAAAAUAAGGAACUAAGGUUAUUACCACAAGAACAUGUAUAUGAUAAAAUCAAUGGAGUAUGGGAAUUUAUCCAGUGAUCAGGGAAAUUUAGGAACCUUUUUUAUUACCAAUGUGAGAAUUGUGUGGCAUGCAAAUAUGAAUGACAGUUUUAACGUCAGUAUACCAUAUCUGCAAAUUCGUUCAAUAAAGAUUAGAGAUUCAAAAUUUGGGUUAGCUCUUGUCAUAGAAAGCUCUCAACAGAGUGGAGGAUAUGUUCUUGGCUUUAAAAUAGAUCCUGUGGAAAAACUACAAGCAUCAGUUAAGGAAAUAAAUUCACUUCACAAAGUCUAUUCUGCCAGUCCCAUAUUUGGAGUAGACUAUGAAAUGGAAGAAAAGCCACAGCCUCUUGAAGCUCUGACAGUUGAACAAAUUCAAGAUGAUGUAGAAAUAGACUCUGAUGAUCACCCAGACGCUUUUGUGGCUUAUUUUGCUGAUGGCAAUAAGGUGACUCCCAACAUGGAAUCGCAGCGGGAACUCGCAGAGGAACUGCGGCUUUACCAAUCCACCCUUCUUCAGGAUGGUCUAAGAGAUCUCCUGGAUGAGAAAAAAUUCAUCGACUGCACCCUAAAAGCUGGCGACAAAAGUAUUCCGUGCCACAGAUUGAUUUUGUCAGCGUGUAGUCCUUACUUCCGUGAGUAUUUUUUAUCUGACAUUGAUGAGGCGAAAAAAAAGGAGGUCGUCCUAGAUAAUGUGGAUUCUGCCAUGCUGGAUUUAAUCAUCAAGUACCUCUACUCCGCCAGUAUUGAUCUCAACGAUGGAAACGUGCAAGAUAUUUUUGCACUGGCCAGCCGCUUUCAGAUCCCCUCCGUGUUCACUGUCUGUGUCUCUUAUCUUCAGAAAAGACUGGCUCCUGGUAACUGUCUAGCCAUCCUAAGAUUAGGACUUCUCCUUGACUGCCCCAGACUUGCCAUCUCGGCCCGGGAAUUUGUGUCUGAUCGCUUUGUACAGAUUUGUAAGGAAGAGGACUUCAUGCAACUGUCGCCCCAGGAAUUGAUCUCAGUCGUUUCAAAUGACAGCCUAAAUGUAGAAAAGGAAGAAACGGUAUUUGAGGCGGUGAUGAAAUGGGUGCGAACAGACAAAGAAAGAGUUAAAAGCCUUAGCGAAGUGUUUGAUUGUAUCCGUUUUCGCCUGAUGACAGAGAAAUAUUUUAAAGAUCAUGUUGAGAAAGAUGAUAUCAUUAAAAGCAACCCAGAACUCCAGAAAAAAAUCAAAGUUCUCAAGGACGCUUUCGCAGGCAAACUUCCAGAACCGAGCAAGAAUGCAGACAAGGCUGGGGCUGGUGAGGUGAAUGGAGAUGUUGGUGAUGAAGAUUUACUUCCUGGUUACCUGAAUGACAUUCCCAGGCAUGGAAUGUUUGUCAAAGACCUCAUCCUCUUGAUUAAUGACACAGCUGCAGUGGCUUAUGAUCCCACGGAAAAUGAAUGCUACCUGACUGCAUUGGCGGAACAGAUUCCCAGAAAUCAUUCCAGCGUCGUUACCCAACAAAAUCAGGUAUAUGUGGUAGGAGGACUAUAUGUGGAUGAAGAAAAUAAAGAUCAACCUCUGCAGUCAUACUUCUUCCAGCUUGAUACCGUUGCAUCUGAGUGGGUUGGCCUUCCACCUCUGCCUUCAGCGAGGUGUCUUUUCGGUCUGGGAGAGGCAGAUGACAAAAUCUAUGUAGUUGCAGGCAAAGACCUUCAAACGGAGGCUUCGCUGGAUACAGUAUUAUGCUAUGAUCCUGUGGCUGCAAAAUGGAAUGAAGUAAAAAAACUUCCUAUCAAAGUCUAUGGCCAUAAUGUGGUUUCACAUAAGGGGAUGAUAUACUGUCUAGGAGGAAAGACAGAUGACAAAAAGUGUACAAACAGAGUAUUUAUCUACAACCCAAAAAAAGGAGACUGGAAAGAUAUGCCUCCAAUGAAAACCCCACGUUCGAUGUUCGGAGUGGCUAUCCAUAAAGGCAAAAUUGUGGUUGCAGGAGGUGUCACUGAAGAGGGUCUUUCAGCGUCUGUUGAAGCUUUUGACCUCACAACCAAUAAAUGGGAAGCAAUGACCGAAUUUCCCCAGGAAAGAAGUUCCAUCAGUUUGGUCAGUCUGGCUGGAUCCCUGUAUGCCAUCAGUGGUUUUGCCAUGAUUCAGCUGGAAUCCAAAGAGUUUGCACCCACUGAAGUCAAUGAUAUAUGGAAGUAUGAAGACGAUAAAAAGGAAUGGGCUGGGAUGUUGAAGGAAAUACGUUAUGCUUCAGGAGCUAGUUGCCUCGCAACACGUUUAAAUCUCUUCAAAGUGUCUAAACUGUAAACAAGGAGGUGAAAAUAUGUAAUAGAUUGAGAGGUGGUUUGUUUGGAUAACAGGGCUUUAAUUUAUUCUGGGGUUUUUUUUAAGCCUAUACAGAGAUCCAUGUAGAAAUUAUCCACUAAGUUACUGUGCAGGAGGUUAGCAGUGGGUAUCAAAACCUCAACGUCUGAAUCUUCCAUGUAAUGACCAUAUCUUAAAACCAUUUUCUAAUGAAAAAUUCAAUAUUAACUUGAACAGAUUUCUUUUGAGAUUUCUCACUCAAUCAACGACUAUAAAGCAGGUUCCUAAAUUUGAGUUGCUAAUCGCUUCAUUUGCAUUUUUAGGGUAACUUUACAUGUUUCCCAUUACAAAUGAAACUGGAGAAUGAGAUAUGUACAUCUACAUUUUUAAAUGUUUAAAAACAUCAAAAACAUUCCCUCCUAGAACUUCAAGAUAUGACAAGAACCUUGUGCAUUAUAUUAAAGAUUACGUGCCAAGAGACUUCCGAAAUGCUAAAGAGUAUAAUAAAUGGGUCUCAUUUGAAGGCGCAAAGUCUCUAAGUAGUCAAAUUCAAGUGAUCUUUUUCUCCAUUCUUUUGUCACACUGGUAUACUGUUUGUGAUUUAAAUAAAAAAAUUUUUUUUUCAAUUUAAAA